AUGGAUAACUUCAUGCAGAUGACCAAGGAACUCGGGCAUAAGCCCGAGCUGCUGCGCUUGAGGGCGUUGGAUGCGACUUAUGAUGAUGCCUUGGAGGGUAAACUUGUCGUGGCCCCCAUUGAUAUGAACGAGCCCGGCAAGAAGAUUCUGGACUCUGGCACUGCUGAUGGAACUUGGCUUCGCGGUGUACGUAGCAAGCAAUCGGCCCAGCACCACUACUUCGGUAGCGACGUGGAAGGCGAGCUUUUCCCAGAAGAUACAGAUGGCAUCACCUAUUUUGCACAUUCUUUCAAGGACCCAUGGCCCCAGCAAUACUUGGGCACUUUCGACCUUGUCCAUAUCCGAGGCAGCAUGGCGGGCUCUGCCCCCGAGGGACCUGCACCUGUGAUCAAGAACCUUACAACCCUACUGAAGUCUGGCGGCUGGGUUCAACUCAUGGAAAUGAACGGCUUCAGUGCACCAAAGAAUGGACCUGCCAUGACGGACUUUGCCAAGAUGGCAUCUGAGAUGUUCACCGGCAUUGGCGUCGGUGACUUCGCAAACAACAACAAAUCUCUGCUGGAAGAAGCCGGCUUGGUGAAUGUGCAGGAGAAGCGCGUAAUUGUCAACUUGGGCAAGAAAGCGAAGCCAGAGUUCCAAGAGAUCAGUAUUCAUGGAGUCACGGGACCUAUUGUGCCGUUAACCAGUGUGGCUAGGACUGUGCCAACUUCAUUCACCAGCGAGCAGUUUGAUACGCUUCCGUCGCGUGUCAAGGAAGAGCUCCAGACUGAAGGAGGCCAGGUUGAGAUGGUCAUUGCGUUUGGCCAGAAGGCUUGA
Messenger RNA from Penicillium soppii, 816 nucleotides. It is a transcript of the gene psoC, whose product is annotated as methyltransferase psoC. Lineage: Eukaryota; Fungi; Ascomycota; Eurotiomycetes; Eurotiales; Aspergillaceae. The coding region runs from base 1 to 816 and encodes 271 amino acids. The record is from RefSeq and is a predicted model, not a curated record. The transcript is spliced from 2 exons.